Molecule: messenger RNA, 744 nt
Organism: Trypanosoma conorhini
Lineage: Eukaryota; Euglenozoa; Kinetoplastea; Trypanosomatida; Trypanosomatidae
Product: pyroglutamyl-peptidase I (PGP)
Exons: 1
Coding region: 1-744 (247 amino acids)
Biological process (GO): proteolysis
Source: RefSeq, a predicted model, not a curated record
AUGUGCUGCUCUUCUUUCAAUUGCAACUUGCCAAAGAAGCGACAAAUGAAGCAUUCAAAGUUACAACUAUAUAUGACCGGGUUCGGCCCCUUCAAGGCUAUCACGGUGAACCCAAGCGCCGCAAUUGGGGAAGCAGCCGCAAAAGAAAUGGUGAAGGACAAGGAACUUCAAGUUCAUUAUGAGGAACUAGAGGUUACCUACGACGCGGUGUCUGCGUACUUUAAGAGGCUUGAAGAAGAUAUCGCAAAGCACAUGGAAGAGGAUCCAGAAGUGUGUGUCCUUAUUGUACACGUCGGACUCCACAGUCGUGAGCAAGAAGGCCAAAUGCGGUUGGAGGUACGCGCCUACAACGAACUUGAGGGUUCCCCCAUUGAGGAGUUACUUCCUUUGGACACGUAUGUGGAGAGCGUCUUUGGCUGCGAACGGAACGCCAUGUCGAAGACGGCGGCGGAGCUCAUAGAGCAACUCAAUGCUGUGAUAUUAAAGCAGGGACACGAAGACGGGGGGCGCCAAAGGCCGCAUUGGCUCACCUCCCGUGACGCCGGUCGGUAUUACUGCAAUUACACCCUAUAUAAAAGUGUGCAUCUGCAGAAAAAGUGGAAGGACCGAGUAUUCCCUGUAUUUGUUCAUGUCGCCAAUGCAUACACAUGCAAUAAUCCCAGUCUAGAGGAGCAGACCGCACAGGUUCAUUCACUCGUGUCAGGACUUGUGCGAAUUGUGCGUAAUAAAGACACGAACUCAUAA